Molecule: messenger RNA, 2730 nt
Organism: Daucus carota subsp. sativus
Lineage: Eukaryota; Viridiplantae; Streptophyta; Magnoliopsida; Apiales; Apiaceae
Product: subtilisin-like serine-protease S
Exons: 11
Coding region: 189-2483 (764 amino acids)
Biological process (GO): proteolysis
Molecular function (GO): serine-type endopeptidase activity
Source: RefSeq, a predicted model, not a curated record
ACCCACCACCUAAGCUUCUAUAUUUCCAUUCCACUAUAUAUACCCCUUUCUCUGUCUACAUUCUUUUCUUGUCACUUGUUUUUUUUCCAUCUUUAUUUUUAUAUCUCCUCACACUUUCAUUAACUGUUUUCUUCUUCUUCUACACUCUGCCCAUACACAAUACACUUUAUAUUAUACAUAAUCUUCAAAUGGCUUCUGGGUUUGCUGCCCCAAAGGCCAUUGUUCUCUGUCUUGCUUUCUGCUUGUUUCUUUCCAACUUCACUUUCUGCUUAUCUUCUAAGGUAUUUGUAGUGUACAUGGGUAGCAGGGAUAACGAAGAUGACCCAGAUGAGAUUUUAAGGCAUAACCACCAAAUGCUUGCUUCUAUUCAUCAAGGAAGUGUUGAAAAAGCCCAAGAUUCUCACUUGUAUAGCUAUAUUCAUGGUUUUAGAGGCUUUGCUGCCAAGUUGACACAGGACCAAGCUUCUCAAAUGGCUAAAAUGCCAGGAGUAGUAUCAGUUUUUCCAAAUGUAAAGCGAAAAUUGCACACUACUCAUUCAUGGGAUUUCAUGGGACUUUCAAGUGAAGAAACCAUGGAAAUUCCAGGUUAUUCCACCAAGAAUCAAGUCAAUGUCAUCAUUGGAUUUAUCGACACGGGAAUUUGGCCUGAAUCCCCGAGUUUUAGUGAUGUGGACAUGCCUCCUGUGCCAGCUGGAUGGAAGGGUGAGUGCCAAUCAGGGGAAGCAUUCAAUGUAUCAACGUGUAACAGGAAAGUGAUUGGAGCGCGAUACUACUUGAGCGGGUAUGAAGCUGAAGAAGAUUCUGUGGAAACAGUGUCAUACAGAUCCCCGAGGGAUAGUAAUGGUCAUGGCAGCCAUACUGCCUCGACUGCUGCUGGACGGUAUGUAGCAGACAUGAAUUACAAAGGACUGGCAGCAGGAGGAGCUAGAGGAGGUUCACCAAUGUCCAGAAUUGCUGUCUACAAGACUUGUUGGGACUCGGGUUGCUAUGACGUCGACUUAUUGGCUGCUUUCGAUGAUGCAAUUAGAGAUGGGGUUCACAUAUUGUCUCUAUCUCUUGGUCCCGAGGCUCCUCAGGGUGAAUAUUUUACUGAUGCCAUAUCAAUUGGCUCAUUCCAUGCUACUAGCCGUGGAGUAGUGGUGGUCUCCUCAGCUGGAAAUGAAGGACAACAGGGUUCUGCAACAAACCUUGCUCCCUGGUUGAUCACAGUUGCUGCUAGUUCAACUGACAGAGAUUUCACAUCUGAUAUCAUGCUGGGAAAUGGAGCUAAAAUAGCGGGUGAAAGUCUCAGUCUAAUGAAUAUGAAGACCUCCACCAGAAUUAUAUCUGCUUCUGAAGCAUUUGCAGGAUAUUUCACUCCCUAUCAAUCCAGUUUUUGUUUGGAAAGUUCCUUGAAUAGUACAAAGUCCCGAGGGAGGGUACUUGUAUGCAGACAUGCAGAGAGUUCAACUGAAUCAAAGUUGGCAAAAAGUGUUGUAGUUAAAGAAGCUGGAGGAGUUGGGAUGAUUCUUAUUGAUGAAGCAGAUAAGGAUGUUGCCAUUCCUUUUGUGAUUCCUGCUGCCAUGGUUGGCAGACGAACAGGAAAUUUGAUCUUAUCCUAUGUCAAUCGUACUCGAAAACCAACUUCAAGGAUCUCUUCUGCAAAGACAGUAAUAGGUUCGCAGCAAGCUCCUCGUAUAGCUUCGUUCUCUUCAAAAGGUCCGAAUGCCUUGACCCCGCAAAUACUGAAGCCUGAUGUCACAGCUCCAGGAUUAAAUAUCCUUGCAGCCUGGUCUCCAGCAGCUUCCAAAAAGGAUUAUAACAUUCUGUCUGGUACUUCCAUGGCUGCACCACACAUCACAGGAAUUGCAGCAUUGAUCAAGUCCGUGCAUCCUUUAUGGUCGCCCUCCGCCAUCAAAUCUGCACUCAUGACAACUGCUACAGUGAGAAAUAAGCAUCGCCGACCAAUGACAGUGGAUCCUGAAGGAAGAAGAGGCAAUGCCUUUGAUUAUGGAGCUGGGUUUGUGAAUCCGACUAGAGUACUGGACCCUGGUCUUGUCUAUGACGCAUCUCCAGCAGAUUACAAAGCCUUUCUUUGUUCAAUUGGUUACGAUGAGAAAUCACUACGCCUGAUCACAAGGGACAAGAGCACUUGCCAAGAGCAAACAUAUGCUGCACCUUCCGAUCUCAACUAUCCAUCAAUUACAGUGCCAAAUCUGAACAACACCUAUACAGUUACACGGACCUUGACAAAUGUUGGCCAUGCAAAAAACGUUUACCGAGCAGUAGUAUACGCACCAAGGGGAAUUAAUGUCACUGUGGAACCCGCACGGAUUGUCUUUGACAGGUAUGGCCAGAAGAUGAGUUUUAGAGUGAACUUUCAAGUAGCCGCUCCACCACAGGGCUAUGUGUUUGGAUUCUUGGCUUGGAGAAACAGGAAGUCUAGAGUGACCAUUCCACUGGUUGCUCAAGUCACCCCUUCUACCAUGGGGCGACUGAUUUAACAUUAUAGAUGCAAACUGUAGAUUAUGAAAAUCAGGGGGCGGAAGGGUUGCAGAUUCUUUGCAUAUAGAAAUAUUACCAAGCAAAUGUCAAUGCAGAAGCUGGGAAAGAAAAUACAAAAUCAUACAUUUUUACUUGGAAGUAGAGAGCAUGAAAUUUCUUUUAGGAGAAACAAAAUAUUACUUCACUGGUGAAUACUGUAAUGCUGUACAAAUAAAAUAAAUUAUAUGCAGUUCUUUUGUGCUCCAU